Messenger RNA from Sphaeroforma arctica JP610, 273 nucleotides. RefSeq lists its product as hypothetical. Bases 1 to 273 code for a protein of 90 amino acids. The transcript has 2 exons. Lineage: Eukaryota; Ichthyosporea; Ichthyophonida. The record is from RefSeq and is a predicted model, not a curated record.
AUGGCGAAACUCUCAUCGCGACUGAUGGCAGCCUCUCAUGCCAAUCUAGUAAUCAUCAGUGUGAUAGCACCACCGCAAGUCACGACCAAGAGAAGGAACGGCGCUCUCAAGCUGUUGCACUUCGUCAGAAGAUGUCCUGUAGACAGGACAGUGGACGGUCCGAACACCAGGGGUCUUGAGACACCGGCCGGUCCAGCCACACAUGACACAUGGUACUCUCUCUCUCUAGUUAGAGAGAAGCCUGGAGGCUGGGAGUCUGGGACUCCUGGCUAA